This is a messenger RNA of Ornithorhynchus anatinus (platypus), 4331 nucleotides long. RefSeq names its product polycystin 2, transient receptor potential cation channel (gene PKD2). The coding region runs from base 62 to 2359 and encodes 765 amino acids. Gene Ontology annotation, molecular function: muscle alpha-actinin binding; calcium ion binding; voltage-gated sodium channel activity. The transcript is spliced from 15 exons. NCBI's taxonomy places the organism in Eukaryota, Metazoa, Chordata, Mammalia, Monotremata, Ornithorhynchidae. Gene Ontology annotation, biological process: potassium ion transmembrane transport; release of sequestered calcium ion into cytosol; detection of mechanical stimulus. The record is from RefSeq and is a predicted model, not a curated record. Gene Ontology annotation, cellular component: membrane.
CCCCGCACCCCCUCGCCACACCCUCCUCAACACGCUCAGAGGUUUGUGGGGUACCCGAUUGAUGGAGGAAGGCAACACAAGCCGGGAGAAAUACCUGAAAAGCGUUUUACGAGAAUUGGUCACGUACAUUCUUUUCCUUGUGGUCUUGUGCAUCUUGACCUAUGGGAUGGUGAGUUCCAGCAUGUACUACUACACCAGGGUAAUGUCCCAACUCUUCUUAGAAACUCCCGUUUCUAAAAUGGAGAAAACCAACUUUAAAACCCUGUCUACGGUGGAAGACUUCUGGAAGUUCACAGAAGGCUCACUGCUGGACGGCCUCUACUGGGAGAUGUGGUACAACAAUAACUCAGGGGCUGAAAACCGAAGCUUCAUAUACUACCAGAACUUGCUGCUAGGAGUUCCUCGCCUCCGCCAGCUAAAAGUCAGGAAUGGCUCCUGCUCUGUCCCCCAAGACUUGAGGGAUGACAUCAAAGAGUGUUAUGACGUCUACUCAGUCAGUAGUGAGGACACGGCUCCUUUCGGCCCUCGGAAUGGAACAGCUUGGAUCUACACAGGGGAAAAAGACUUGAAUGGAAGCAGGCACUGGGGUUUGAUUGCUACUUACAGUGGGGCCGGCUAUUACCUAGAUCUGUCAAGAACCAGAGAAGAUACGGCGGCCCAGAUUGCUAUCCUCAAGAAUAAUAUGUGGCUGGACCGGGGAACCAGAGCGAUCUUUAUUGACUUCUCAGUGUACAACGCUAACAUUAACUUGUUUUGCGUGGUCAGAUUACUGGUUGAAUUCCCAGCAACUGGUGGUAUAAUUACCUCUUGGCAAUUUCAGCCCGUGAAGCUAAUCCGCUACGAAUCUACUUUUGAUUUCUUCCUGGCGGCCUGUGAGAUUACCUUCUGCUUCUUUAUUCUCUACUAUGUGGUGGAAGAGAUCCUGGAAAUCCGUAUUCACAAGCUGCACUAUUUCAGAAGUCUCUGGAAUUGUCUGGAUAUUAUUAUUAUUGUGCUAUCGGUGGUAGCUAUCGGCAUCAAUAUAUAUAGAGUAUCAACUGUGGAGUUACUGCUGAAAUUUCUAGAAGAUCAAAGUACCUUUCCCAACUUCGAGCCUCUGGCAUAUUGGCAAAUACAGUUCAACAACGUUGCUGCUGUCACUGUAUUUUUUGUCUGGAUUAAGCUCUUUAAAUUCAUCAACUUCAACAGAACGAUGAGCCAACUGUCUACCACUAUGUCACGCUGUGCCAAAGACGUUAUUGGCUUUGCCAUUAUGUUCUUCAUUAUCUUCCUGGCAUAUGCUCAGUUGGCAUACCUUGUCUUUGGGACUCAGGUAGAUGACUUCAGCACUUUCCAGGAGUGUAUCUUCACUCAGUUCCGUAUAAUUUUGGGAGAUUUCAACUUCACCGAGAUCGAGGAAGCUAACCGAGUUUUGGGACCCAUUUAUUUCACCACCUUUGUGUUCUUUAUGUUCUUCAUUCUUUUGAAUAUGUUUCUGGCCAUCAUCAAUGAUACAUAUUCUGAAGUGAGAGCCGACAUGGCCCAGCAGAAGACUGAGAUGGAACUGUCAGAUCUCAUCAGAAAGGGAUAUCAUAAGGCCAUGGUGAAACUUAAACUCAGAAAAAACACAGUGGAUGACAUUUCGGAGAGUCUGAGGCAAGGUGGAGGCAAGUUAAAUUUUGAUGAACUACGACAAGACCUGAAAGGGAAGGGCCAUACUGACGCAGAAAUAGAGGCAAUCUUCACCAAGUACGACCAGGAUGGGGAUCAGGAACUCACAGAACACGAACACCAGCAGAUGAGAGAUGACUUAGAAAAAGAGAGGGAGGACCUGGAUCUCGAUCGCAGUUCAUUACCACGGCCCCUGAGCAGCCGAAGUUUCCCUCGCAGCCUGGACGACUCUGAAGAGGAUGACGAUGAGGACAGCGGGCACAGCUCCAGAAGGCGAGGGAGUAGCUCCAGUGGUGUUUCCUACGAAGAGUUCCAAGUUUUGGUGAGGCGGGUUGACCGGAUGGAGCACUCCAUCGGCAGCAUUGUAUCCAAGAUCGACGCUGUGAUUGUGAAGCUGGAAACCAUGGAGCGAGCCAAGCUGAAAAGAAGGGACGUGUUAGGCAGGCUGCUGGAGGGAGUGACAGAGGACGAACGGCUGGGCCGGGACAGUGAAAUCCACAGGGAGCAGAUGGAGCGGUUAGUGCGUGAGGAGCUGGAGCGCUGGGAAUCAGAUGACGUGGCGUCGCAGCUCAGCCAUCGCCUCGGCACCCCGCUGGGCCUGAACGGGCCCCCGCGGCCCAGGACCUCCCGCCCAUCGUCUGCCCAGUCUACGGAAGGCCCUGAGGGGCUGGGGGCAGAGGGAAACGGGAGCGGCAGCAUCCAUGUCUAGCGGGGACCUAUUUAAGGGCAAGGCGGGAGUACCCCUGGACGCAGUGGGAAAUACGCUGUUUACGUCUCCUGCCUCACCAUGGUACGCCGUUGGUCACCACGACCAGAUGUUCUCGAUGUUCUGCACUUUAAUUUAUUUUAUGUGGACUGUGCCCGUGGAGAUCAAGGAAGUUUCUCUUGCUCCCGUAAGAGACAAAUAGGUGUAUAUAUUGAAUGCAGAAACGCCCCAAUCGCUAUUCGAGCGGGUCGGGAACCAGUUGCUGGCGGGGUUGGCUCUUACCCAGGUGACAACGAAAUACCCUCUGAAGCUGAAGCAACACCCACGAGAGGUUUCUAAGCACCACCAGCACCCCGAAGUAAGCAUUAGAUCGAGCCUGCCCAAGGACUCCAGGGCAGAAGGCAACACUCUUUCAGCCCGGGCUUGCCUCUUAAGUGAAGAUGUCACCCCAUUUCACCGGCUCACCUCUCGCUGAUGGCACAGCAAGUAGUCCUUCUCUCCAAGCCCAGAUCCCAGGGCAAAAGCUCGUAUCGGACAUUGGAAAAAAUCCAAAGCAACAAGGAGGCCUAUUUGCUCCAGUGGAGUCCGGCCUGAAAGGAGUCACUUUCUUCUUGAUGUGGUUGAAUCUCUGUCAUCGCGCAUCGAAGUAAAGAGUGGUUCAAAACAGCCAUAUUGGAUCAGGGUUUGAAAGUAGUCGGUGAAAAAACACCCGAGGGUAGAUAGGAUGCACUAAGAUGCCUCCGUCCUUCGGAAGGUUUGAUCUGUCAACUGAUGGACUUAUAGUAAGUGUGCACUUGUUCGGGGGGAAGCCAGAGAGAUGUGCCCCUUACCAGGCCAAAGGGAAGAUUGCAUCAUGUGAUCUUCUUAAGUGAAUGAACUGACACAUGACACGCUGUUUUAGUCAAGGUCAGCAAAUGCCAGAGCGGUGGUUGAAAGGCUGCUUGUCAGAUGCUUUUGAAAAAGGCCCAUUUAUUUCACUUCAAAAUCAUAGUAAGCUACCACAACUACCACAAGCGUGCCCUGGGAUUUUUACCUCCGCCCAGCAGGAUAUUUGAGGUUGAAAACUCAACCACUAUCAUAAGAAGUUGACUAGAUUUCUGGGUUUGCUUACACACCGUGAUUUUAUAACACCCAUAGGGGCAUCUUCUAUUUCGUGUGAAGCUGGAAUUUUCUUGACAAUGAAGCAAAAAACGGGUUCUGGGAAGUAUUAAGUGGGUGUACUGAUAGCCACAAGAAAAAAAACUGGUAAAAGGCAUUACCACCUGAUUCAGAUCACUGAUGGCAUUGAGGUGUAUUAGAGUUGUAAGAGUUAUGGCUGGUUUACUUGAAUUCCAGUGAAUUCAUGACUUUUGAGGAAAAACUUAAAGCAUCCUGACCUCUUAGAUUGAAAUCUGGGGGAAAUGACACUUUUUUUUUUCUCCACAGAAUCUUGUUUUAGCCUGACUUCAGACACACACCUUUUUUGGAAAGUAAGACCUUUCUGAAGUAUUCUAUUUCACCACAUGAAACUGCAUAUUAAUAUAUUAUCCAAAAUUCAUAUUAAUAUGGGACCCAAAAGUGUUUGGAAACCUUUCGGUGUGUGUCUGUCUCUGAACUGUGCCAAUGCUUAUGAACAAACUUCAAUUUUGAAGUGCAUUAAGUUUCAUGGUAUAUCCAUGUAUGCGUUGACCAUGUGCCAUACAGUAAUUAUGGCUACUAAUGAAGUCUUAUAAUUCUUUAUAUUAUGGCACUCUGAUUUAAAUGUAGACUUUUGUAUAGCUUUCACUCUUUAGCCACUAUGGUAAUUAUCUUUUUUUUCCUAUAAUUGAAAAACUUAGUCUUCCUUCACCUCCCUUCUACCAAACUGUGUUCGUUACUGGCAUUACUAGGAAGCUGUAACUUUUGCGGUUUCCACUGAGAACAAGUUUUUUUUAUUAUUAAUGUGUAAUACUGAGCACUUUAUUUCGUAAUAAAGAUUUUAUAUAAUAUAUGAUAC